Messenger RNA from Beta vulgaris subsp. vulgaris (sugar beet), 930 nucleotides. RefSeq lists its product as uncharacterized. The coding region runs from base 84 to 596 and encodes 170 amino acids. The record is from RefSeq and is a predicted model, not a curated record. Lineage: Eukaryota; Viridiplantae; Streptophyta; Magnoliopsida; Caryophyllales; Amaranthaceae. The transcript is spliced from 5 exons.
AAGUCCAGAAAAUACAAUUAUGCGAAAUACACGUGAUUUUUUGUUCUUAUCUUCUAAUCUCAUUUAUCUACCUAUAGCCUGUGAUGUGUGUUUGUCUUGGUACUAUUGAAGACGUUGACACUGAAUUCAAUUGGUAUUAUGAGGCGUCUAAAAAAUGUUGUAGUGCUAUCAAAAAAGAAGGUGACAUUGUCAAGUGCAAGAAGGAAAAUAAAGUCCUUAAGUCAAUCGUGCCAAGGUUUAGGUUGAAAAUAAUCGUGUAUGAUAACACGGAUGAUGCUACCUUCGUGCUUUUUGAAAAAGAAGUUCAAAAAAUGUUGAAUAAAUCUGCUUCCGAACUAUUAGAUAUUCAAGAGAUGAAAGGGGAUAGGUACGGAUUUCUUGAAGCGUUUACACAGCUCCUUGGCAAAAAGUUACUAUUCAAAGUUGAUAUCCCAUCCAAGCAUACAUCCGGUACUAAUAGAAACUUCACUGUUAUAAAUUCUAUGGAUGAUCAAAAAUUAAUUGACAAAUGGAUGGGGCUCUACAUGAAAAUAGAGUCUGAAAGAUAUAAGCAAGAGCAAAUUGAAUAUGAGAGCGUAAAGGAUGUUGAAGGAUAAAAUGAUACCAAAUCAAUUGAUAAUGAAAGUUCGCCAAGUUCCAUCACACCUCAAAAAAGAGUCCAUGUUGAUAAUGAAGGAUCAUUAGCAAAUUCUCCAUUGGAUGCACAACUCUCUACUAACAAGAAGCAGAUUAUUGCAAAAGAAUGAGAAGGAUUUAAAGAAGUAGAUACAAUGCAAUGACACCAUAUUCGCAUGAUGAAGUUUUUUGAGAUACUUUAAAUUUAAGGGCUUAUGCUUUUUGUUCAGUAUGCUUAAGUACCUUUGUUCGAUUUUGUGUUUUUCAAUAACAAUUGUUAAGUUGGUUUUUGAAGUUUGUUUACAACAACUACUA